GGGAAAACUAGUACAUAACAAUUUACUAUGGAUUAUUCUAAAUUGGAAUUAUUGUUUGAACGACAAAUGAAAUUAAUGGAAAUGUUCGUCAACCAACAGACUGGUCCAGCUCCACCUUCAAGCAAUCCCAAUCAUACCAUGCUACCAUCUGUCGACGGAAUUGUGAACAGCAUUUCACAGUUCAAUUAUGACCCAGAGGCUAAUGUCACUUUUGACACAUGGUAUCAACGUUAUGAGGAUUUAUUCACUGUUGAUCUCGCCUCACAAGACGAUGCCUGGAAGGUGCGAGUUUUGCUACGUAAAUUGGGUCCGGCAGAAUAUGAACGGUACUGCAACCUAAUUUUACCACAGAAACCACGUGACAAUUGUUUCGAUGAUACAAUAAAGUUGCUGCGUGAACAUUUCGGAGACCACUCCUCAUUAUUCAGUAUACGUUAUCGUUGCCUCAAGCUGGCAAUGAAUGAAAAUGAUGAUUUUCUUACUCACGUUGGCACAGUCAACCGAGAAUGUGAGAGAUUUCGACUCAGGUCCUUAACAGAUGAUCAAUUCAAAGCCUUGAUUCUCAUAUGCAGUCUCCAAUCUCCUCGUUUCACAGAUAUCCGAACUCGACUGCUCAAUCAGCUAGAACAAAAUCCCAAGUUAACAUUACAUGACAUAGCUGAUGAAUAUCAACGGCUGAUUAAUCUGCAGAAAGACACACACCUGGUCGAAUCAACACCUCCGAGAAGCUCUGAUAUUCGUGCAUUACGAAAGAGCAAAAAUCUCUCAUCAUCUACUCCUGACCCACCUACUUCUUCUAAUGUUCCGCGGAAAUCUACAGAUACUCGUCCAACUUCACAAAAUACGACAAAGAAGACCCCUCCAUCACCAUGCUGGCAUUGUGGCGCGUGGCACUUUGUAAAGUCUUGUCCAUACAAAAAUCAUCGUUGCAGCAAGUGCAAGAUCAUCGGUCACAAAAAUGGUUUUUGUCAGCCACGCAAACCCAGAUGUCAAAAUCCAGCAAAAGCUCAACAAAAUGUUGGUCCUAAAUCCCCCAAAAAGUCAUUGAGUCUACGCGCAACCCGUCAAGUCACAACACCAGCUAUGCGGAAAUAUCUUG
Messenger RNA from Trichobilharzia regenti, 1099 nucleotides. Lineage: Eukaryota; Metazoa; Platyhelminthes; Trematoda; Strigeidida; Schistosomatidae. The record is from the annotation of a GenBank genome assembly.